Messenger RNA from Hyposmocoma kahamanoa, 617 nucleotides. Its product is annotated as glutamine synthetase-like. Gene Ontology annotation, cellular component: cytoplasm. The record is from RefSeq and is a predicted model, not a curated record. The transcript has 3 exons. Gene Ontology annotation, molecular function: glutamine synthetase activity. NCBI's taxonomy places the organism in Eukaryota, Metazoa, Arthropoda, Insecta, Lepidoptera, Cosmopterigidae. The coding region runs from base 1 to 498 and encodes 165 amino acids.
AUGUUAUUGAACUCUAUUUCACAGGUGGGACCAAGUCCAGGUAUUCGUUCAGCGGAUGACCUCUGGAUCGCUCGCUACAUCUUGUCGCGACUCGCCGAAGAGUAUGGCGCCGUCUGUAACUUUGAUGCACAGCCCGUUCCAGACUGGCCUGGCAACGGCUGCUUUUGCUACUUCUCCACAAAGGACAUGAGAGAAGACGAUGGAAUUUUAGUGAUAGAGCGAAUCAUCGACAAGCUGGCGCGAAGACACGGGGUGCACAUCAACGAGUAUGAUGCGAGCAACGGUGCCGACAAUGCUAAACGCCUAAACGGCAAAAAUGGAAUGCCACAUAUCAGAGAUUUUACAGCUGGUGUUGCAAACCGUAGUUGUGCCGUCAGAAUUCCUCGCCAGGUGUCUGAAGACAAAAAAGGCUACCUUGAAGACAGGAGACCGGCAGCAAAUGCCGACCCUUACCGUAUCAUAUCAAUUAUGUUGAAGACUUGUAUCUUUGAUGAAUAAUUUCAGAAUUAUUAAAUGUGUAUUGUAUAUACAGUUUUGUUGCUACCGUUACGUAUUGUGCUGUUGAUGUUUUAUUCGUCUGUUUUUUGUACUGUUUUGUUUUGUGUGUGAAAUUUGUA